AUGGAAGUGGCAAGACGCAAUUGUUGUAUACUUGUGAGCUCUAACAUCCAAUUCAGCCGCUUCUUCUCUUGCGGUCUAUUUGACCCCCCUCCCCUCAUACCACCUCACAGGGUUGUUGUCACAGGUUUAGGGAUGGUUACACCGUUGGGUUGUGGUGUAGAAACUACGUGGAAGCGCCUAUUAGAAGGGGAAUGUGGAAUAAGGGCAAUAACUGUUGAGGAUCUCAAGAUGAAUGGGUUUGAUAGGGAGACGCCAUUGCAUACGUUUGAUCAAUUAACAUCCAAAGUCGCCGCAAUUGUGCCCUACGGAACCAACUCACAUGAAUUUAACGAGGAGCUGUGGCUUAACUCUAAGGAUCAUAGAUCUAUUGCCAGGUUUAUAGGCUAUGCAUUAUGUGCUGCUGACGAGGCUCUUAGAGAUGCAAAUUGGAUGCCCACCAAUCAGGAUGAGAAGGAACAAACGGGAGUUUCCAUAGGUGCAGGGACUGGUAGCAUCAGUGAUGUAUUGGAUGCUUCGAGAAUGAUCUGUGAGAAGCACAUACGCCGGCUCAGUCCAUUUUUUGUUCCUAGGAUACUGAUUAACAUGGCUUCUGGCCAUGUUAGCAUGAAGUACGGAUUCCAGGGACCAAACCAUGCUACAGUUACUGCUUGUGCUACUGGGGCACAUUCCAUUGGUGAUGCUGCUAGGAUGAUUCAAUUUGGAGAUGUGGAUGUCAUGGUUGCCGGAGGAACAGAGGCAAGCAUUGAUGCUUUGUCUAUAGCAGGAUUCUGUAGGUCAAGGGCAUUGACGACCAAGCAUAAUGCUGCUCCUCGAGAAGCCUCGAGACCUUUUGAUUGUGGCCGUGAUGGAUUUGUGAUAGGUGAAGGUUCUGGUAUCCUGGUUUUGGAGGAACUGGAGCAUGCAAAGAAGCGAGGAGCUAAACUUUAUGCAGAGGUCCGCGGUUAUGGGAUGUCAGGUGAUGCAUAUCACAUAACUCAACCCCAUAGUGAUGGCAGAGGUGCUAUUUUGGCAAUGACCCGUGCUUUGAAACAGGCGAGGAAUUAA
This is a messenger RNA of Fraxinus pennsylvanica, 1044 nucleotides long. The record is from the annotation of a GenBank genome assembly. NCBI's taxonomy places the organism in Eukaryota, Viridiplantae, Streptophyta, Magnoliopsida, Lamiales, Oleaceae.